Messenger RNA from Nothobranchius furzeri (turquoise killifish), 2315 nucleotides. It is a transcript of the gene taok3b, whose product is annotated as TAO kinase 3b. Lineage: Eukaryota; Metazoa; Chordata; Actinopteri; Cyprinodontiformes; Nothobranchiidae. Gene Ontology annotation, cellular component: cytoplasm. The record is from RefSeq and is a predicted model, not a curated record. Gene Ontology annotation, molecular function: protein serine/threonine kinase activity. Gene Ontology annotation, biological process: regulation of cytoskeleton organization; protein phosphorylation.
UGUGGAGUUGUGGUGUCUCUUUAAAGGAAGGGGGAGUGUAGAGAAGGGACAGAGGAAAGAGAUGAAUAGGAGGCACCAGAACCACCUACCAUGACCAAGUGCGCUGUAAAUGUAGGACAGGAAUUCGAGAGGAAUACAAACGGACCUCUGCGAGACACAUUCGAGGGAAAACCAUGUUGGGAUCAUGUGCCUUAUCUGAUUCAAGCGUUUUUCCACUAUGGUGCCACGGUCGAUCACAGGAACACAGGGAAACUGUUUCUCCUCCCAAAUGUUUCCUGCAUUUUGGAACGGAGAAGGAGAGUGGCAGUAACUGAAAUCCUGGUGGCAUCUUUCUGAUUAUCAAUGGUAGGCAUUGCAUAAUUCCUCCUCAUCCACCGGAGCCGCUUUGGUUCCUCCUGCUGUCAGAGAAGGAGGACGCCAGAAAACCCCGACUCCAUCAGUGGCUGCUUCUCCCGGCGGUGCCUACAGUUCUCUGGCUAUGCCCUUUUCUCUCUUAGGAAGGACUUGCACACAGUAGCGGGGGACCAAGCUCGGGAAGGAUGCGCCUAACGCUGAAUGUGUGCUGCAUUCAGGGAGAUUCAGCACCAACAGCAGCUCCAGCGGAAACAAGGAGUGCGGAGGGCCUGGGAAGCACCCUGCUCCACUAUCUCCUCCUUUUCCUCCCCCCCUGCAGGACCAUGCUUGCGUGAGGGAUGAGGCCGUGCACAGAGACACCAGGCCAGAGCUGCGGCCUACAUCUGACAAGAUCCGGUCUCUCGACUGCAAGAUCUGUGGACACAUUAUCACCGUCACAUCAGCACCUUUGGGCAUCAGGUAGAUCCAGGAGCAUGAGCAGGACUUUGAGCUGCGGGAGCAGAUGUCUGGGUAUAAGCGCAUGCGGCGACAGCACCAGAAGCAGCUGAUCGCCCUGGAGAACAGGCUAAAGGCCGAGAUGGACGGGCAUAGGCUCAGGUUGCAGAAGGAAUUAGAAACACAGACGAACAACACUUACAUUGAGCUGGAAAGACUGGCCAAACGCCACGUUGCUCAAACAGAUAAAGAGAUUAAAUCAGUUGCAGCAGAAGAGAGGAGGAUACAGCAGCAAAUUGUUGCCCAACAAAAGAAAGAGCUGACUUCUUUCUUAGAGAACCAGAAAAAGGAGUACAGGCUUUGCAAAGACAAGAUCAAGGAAGAGAUAAGUGAAGACCCUUCAUCCAAGGAGGAGAAGGUUGAGCGUCUGUCUCGGUACAAAGAAACGAUGCAGCGCUCCCAGGCAGAGGAAGAAGCUCACCUGCUGGCCCAGCAGAGGCUGGUUUAUGACCGUAGCUGCCGGGCUCUGAAACGCCGAAGUCUGCUCAGACGGCAUGAGUUCGAACAGGAGCAGCUGAGAGAGGAGCUGAACAAGAAGAGAACACAAAAGGAGAUGGAACAUGCCCUGAUGAUCCGGCAGGACGAGUCCACCCAGGACCUGGAGCACAGGCAGCUGCAGAUGCUGCAGAAGCUGCGAGUGGAACUCAUGCGUCUGCAGCACCAGACAGAGCUCGAAAACCAAGAGGAGUACAACAGCCGACGGCAAACAGAACUGCACAGAAAACACACUCUGGAGCAGCGACAGCAGCCCAGAGACCUCAAGACGCUGGAGAUGCAGAUCAAGAAACAGUUCCAGGAUACCUGCAAGGUGCAGAAUAAGCAGUACAAGGCUCUUCGGAACCAUCAGCUGGAGGUGUCUCCUAAGGGAGACCACAAAAUGAUCCUGAAGAAUCUGAAGGAGGAGCAGACGCGCAAGCUGGCUAUUCUGGCUGAGCAGUAUGAACAGAGCAUCAAUGAGAUGAUGGCUUCACAAGCGAUGCGAUUAGAAGCAGAGCAGGACAGCGAGUGCCUGGCGCUGAAGCAGCAGCUGGAGCAAGAGAUGGAGCUCCUGGAUGCCUACCAGAAAAAAACCAAAUCACAGAUGGAGGCCCAACAUGAGCGAGAGCAGCAGAAACUUGAGCAGAAGGUUUCCAUACGGAGAGCACACCUUGAACAGAAGAUUGAGGAGGAACUUGCUGCACUCCAGAAGGAGCGGUCUGAAAAAAUCAAACACUUGUUGGAACGUCAGGACAGAGAAAUCAGCGCCUUUGACUCUGAAAGCAGAAGCCUCGGUUUCGGAAGCCACGAAUCUCUGGACUUCCCCAAAGAAGACAGCAGAUGAAAGUGGAUCUAUCUUUCAAAAAAUAACAAGGACCACAGAUCCGGGCCCUCCUCACAUCCACUUGACCCGCUCGUUUGUCACAUCUGUGGCAAAAAAAAAAAAAAAAACUGGACAGCUUUCUCCUUUCCUUUUCUUCUCUCUCUUA